GGUGCGCUGCCCUAAGGGAAGAGGGUGGGCCUGAGGUCCUGAACGAGCCUUUCCAAACCCCACUCCCAAUGCAGGGAGGGAAAAGUUCAGAAGCAGCCGCAAGGGGACACAGGCCAAUUUUGCCAGUUCAACAGGACAGGACAUUCAAUAAACCCAGCCCGCUCUGGAAAAGGGUCGGGGCUCCUGUUGGCUCCACAGAGGCUGAGGUAGCCCCCUGCCGCCGCCCUCGCCACCGCUGCCGCCGCCGCCGCCGCUGCCCCUGCGUUACUGGGGGAGACGGUGCCGCUGCGACAGGGGAGGACGCGGCUGGAGCUCAAGGAGGCUCCAGCGCGCAGGCGCCGCCGAGCCCUGCCUGGAUGUUCAGUCAAGGCACUAAGGCAAAAAAAAAAUCAGCAGUUUAUAGAAAGAAGAAGCUAUAGUCUGUCGGGAUAUCCAACACCAACAGUACAUUCAGACAAUGCAUCUUCAGUAGGGCUUACUGAGAGCUCCAUUUCUGGAAAGCGUUGCAAGACUGAGGAAUAUCAGACUGCGAAUCACCGGGAACAGUUCCCUUGCAGCACAGAAGCAAUCUCUCCCCAUCUUCGCAUAUUCUGAUGGCAAAUCAAAUGGAAGAAAAGAGGAAGCAUGACUGCAGAUCGGAUCAGUUCUCUUUGUGGAUUACAUUUUCAGUAAAAUGCAUGGAUAUAUCUUUUCCUUGUUCUUAUAUCUAGAUCAUGAGACUUGACUGAGGCUGUAUCUUUAUCCUCCAUCCAUCUAUGGCGAACUAUAGCCAUGCAGCUGACAACAUUUUGCAAAAUCUCUCUCCUCUAACAGCCUUUCUGAAACUGACUUCCUUGGGUUUCAUAAUAGGAGUCAGCGUGGUGGGCAACCUUCUGAUCUCCAUUUUGCUAGUGAAAGAUAAGACCUUGCAUAGAGCACCUUACUACUUCCUGUUGGAUCUCUGCUGUUCAGAUAUCCUCAGAUCUGCAAUUUGUUUCCCAUUUGUAUUCAACUCUGUCAAAAAUGGCUCUACCUGGACUUAUGGGACUCUGACUUGCAAAGUGAUUGCCUUUCUGGGGGUUUUGUCCUGUUUCCACACUGCUUUCAUGCUCUUCUGUAUCAGUGUCACCAGAUACUUAGCUAUUGCCCAUCACCGCUUCUAUACAAAGAGGCUGACCUUUUGGACGUGUCUGGCUGUGAUCUGCAUGGUGUGGACUCUGUCUGUGGCCAUGGCAUUCCCCCCAGUUCUGGAUGUGGGCACUUACUCAUUCAUUAGGGAAGAAGAUCAAUGCACCUUCCAACACCGCUCCUUCAGGGCUAAUGAUUCCUUAGGAUUUAUGCUGCUCCUUGCCCUCAUCCUCCUAGCUACACAGCUUGUCUACCUCAAGCUGAUAUUUUUUGUCCACGACCGAAGGAAAAUGAAGCCAGUCCAGUUUGUAGCAGCAGUCAGCCAGAACUGGACUUUUCAUGGCCCUGGAGCCAGUGGCCAGGCAGCUGCCAAUUGGCUAGCAGGAUUUGGAAGGGGUCCCACACCACCCACCUUGCUGGGCAUCAGGCAAAAUGCAAACACCACGAGCAGAAGAAGGCUAUUGGUCUUAGAUGAGUUCAAAAUGGAGAAAAGAAUCAGCAGAAUGUUCUAUAUAAUGACUUUUCUCUUCUUAACCUUGUGGGGCCCCUACCUGGUGGCCUGUUACUGGAGAGUUUUUGCAAGAGGGCCUGUAGUACCAGGGGGAUUUCUAACAGCUGCUGUCUGGAUGAGUUUUGCCCAAGCAGGAAUCAAUCCUUUUGUCUGCAUUUUCUCCAACAGGGAGCUGAGGCGCUGUUUCAGCACAACCCUUCUUUACUGCAGAAAAUCCAGGUUACCAAGGGAACCUUACUGUGUUAUAUGAAGGAGCAUCUGUACAUCUUUAGCCUUGUGAAACACUAACCUUCUCUGCUAAGCAAUUGUGGCCUGUAGCCAUUUCUUGAGAAGAAAAUCAAGAAUGGGAUCAGCAGUUAUAAGGAUUUGGGCAACAUUCUGCAGUCUUUGCAAUAGUUCACCUAUAAUCCUAUUUUAAAUCUCAGAGUGAUCCUGCUGACUGCCGGCGAAGGUUUGUAAUUAAGAAAGGACUGAACCACUGCCCUAAAUUUCUUUAUGUGGUUGAAAACUAGAUAAUGAAAGUAGCAGGUGCUAAGUAUCAGUGCUAAACGCUGUGUAUAUCACUACUUACGAAAAAACAUCAAAAAAAAAAACCAAUUAGCAUUGGACAUCUUAAUAAAUUAAGUUGACAUGAGGUAAAUGUGUUGAUAAAAACUAAUUUUAGAAGUUUGAAGACUUUAAAACAUUUCAUACUAUUAUUGUUUUGCAAGGACUAAAAUAUUUGGGGACUUAAAGUACUGUAAUUCACUAAAGACAUGCCAUGAAUUAUUGGAUUACCACACUUUUAAAAAAUCGCCUUGUAAGUUUUGGGGAGCAUUCCAAAGCAGUAUAUUGGUUCCAAUUAGAGUUUACUUUUUUUGUAUUAAUACAUUACUGUUUCUAAAUACCACUUUCCUUACCUACUAGUGAAAUUGCUAGCAUCGAACUGUAUUAUGUGGUUUUUGUUGAUUUGGUAUAAAGUUUUUCCAAUUCAUCUAUAUUUUACAAAUACUAGAUACUGGUCUGGGAGGCAACAUUAAUGGUACCAACCGGUCUCAACUGAGCAGUUCUAAUAAUGCAGAAUAAACACAUGUUGCCUUAAAGGAUUAUCUAGUAUCUUUCAUCUUAUUUAGCAUUGGAGCAAACUGGAGUCAUGGGAAAUUGAAUCAGUAACUGGUCAUGAUCAUGCAACUGGAAGUGCAUGGACGAUCAUUUAAUACUCUUUCCUUUUUCCUCACAUGGUUUGAAAAUUAAGGUGCACAUCACUGGGAUAAUGAGAUUUUCUUCUGAGUUGUGCUACCCAUUCUAGUGUGUUCUAAGAAGGAGGCAGUUGAUGUGUGUUUAUAUUUUAAGUCAGCUGUCAAGGGGAGACCACAGCCUUAGUAUGACAUCCUGCACAAUUUGUAAAGCCUUUAUUCUACCGAAGGCACAGUCUUGUUUAUACUUUCUGCACAUUCAGUGUAUUGGUCGUUUAAAUUAUUUCAGUUUUAACUUGUGAAAGCUUAUAAUAUGAUUUCUAGUAUUUCAGAAAUACAUUAGAGUCUGUGAGUCUCAUUCUUCAAGAUACAGAUGUGUGAAUUUCAAUAUAAAGUUGCAUUUGCCAAAAUUUACUUGUGUAGCCUGUUACUUUUCUUGGAAUAAAUUUUACAUUUUUGGCAGUUAAUUUUUUUUUUAAUUGGGAGGCAAGCACAAAAUAGGAAGACUAGCUUUAUUAUGGUUUUGUUUCUUUAUUUUUGUAGCUACUAUAUUCUGGAACUGAAAAUGCAUGAAUGAUGGGGAACCUAAAGCUGAUAAACUGACAAAUAAUAUUAUCUGCAAAAGCAUUAUUUGGUAGCUUUUGUCGUAUUUAUCCUAUUUAUUCUUACAAAGCCAGUAAUAUUUAAAGAUGUAAACCUGCUUAGUUGGUUGGUUCAGAAUUUUAAUAUAAACAUCACAUUUUAUUUUGGGCCAUGGUAGAAAUUUUGGAUUCUAAAUACAUAACUUGUAAGAAGAAUGGUUUACAAUUACAUUAUGACAAAACCAGAAAAGUUGUUAUUGUUUUUGUUUGUUGUUCAUUGUUUUUGUUUGUUUGGGGGUUUUAUUUUU
Messenger RNA from Globicephala melas (long-finned pilot whale), 3682 nucleotides. It is a transcript of the gene GPR85, whose product is annotated as G protein-coupled receptor 85. The record is from RefSeq and is a predicted model, not a curated record. Gene Ontology annotation, biological process: G protein-coupled receptor signaling pathway. Gene Ontology annotation, cellular component: plasma membrane. Gene Ontology annotation, molecular function: G protein-coupled receptor activity. NCBI's taxonomy places the organism in Eukaryota, Metazoa, Chordata, Mammalia, Artiodactyla, Delphinidae.